AUGCAAGGUCAGCUGGCUGUCUCCGGUUCUAUGCCGUUCCUAAGUGCGGUUCAGAUGCAGGGGGCGCUGCCGUCGAUCGGACAAGCUACAGUGGACUAUGGGUGCGGAGACGGCGUGGCGAUAACGCAGGAGACGGGUAACCCGUGCGGACCCAACGCGAAGUUUGCGGGCGGGUUGACCACGGCUGAUCUUGCUCUAUGCGGUACAAAUGCAGGGCAGGCUGCCUUCGACCAGCCAAGCUGCCGUCACAUGGUGCGGAAACGGCGUCGCCAUAACGCAGGAGACGGCGACCCUUGCGGGCCCAACGCUUAG
Messenger RNA from Cydia fagiglandana, 312 nucleotides. RefSeq names its product chorion class B protein M3A5-like. NCBI's taxonomy places the organism in Eukaryota, Metazoa, Arthropoda, Insecta, Lepidoptera, Tortricidae. The transcript is spliced from 2 exons. The coding region runs from base 1 to 312 and encodes 103 amino acids. The record is from RefSeq and is a predicted model, not a curated record. Gene Ontology annotation, biological process: chorion-containing eggshell formation; multicellular organism development. Gene Ontology annotation, cellular component: egg chorion. Gene Ontology annotation, molecular function: structural constituent of egg chorion.